Messenger RNA from Brettanomyces bruxellensis, 999 nucleotides. RefSeq lists its product as uncharacterized. Gene Ontology annotation, molecular function: DNA binding. The transcript has a single exon. The record is from RefSeq and is a predicted model, not a curated record. Bases 1 to 999 code for a protein of 332 amino acids. Lineage: Eukaryota; Fungi; Ascomycota; Pichiomycetes; Pichiales; Pichiaceae.
AUGUCAAGAACAUCCAACGCCUGGGUUUGGGCAUACUUUAGUGAACAGGAUAAUAUUGCCCCAAAGUUUCCAACCCAAUGUAAGCUUUGCCAUUUAACUCUUCUUUAUGCUCGAAAAAAUGGCUUCCGCAAUCUUAUCAAGCAUCUUGCAAGAGCCCACAAUGUUCUUCCAGAACAAGUCCCUCAAAAGGCAAUCACCUAUCCAGGUAAUCCACAGGGUUCUGCUUUGCAAAGCAUUUCUUCUGCAGAGGUUAAUAGAAGAAAGAACCAUUCCUUUCAUAGCAAACCGACAGUUCACUUCAAUGAUUCGGACAAGGUGAAAAUUGAAGAGCCAGGAAAUCGGGAAAACGCGAUGUCUUCCCCUAUGGAGCGUCCUUUACCACCAUUAGUUUUCAAUGAGCCUGCAAGAAAAAGAAGAAAAGCACCAGUUUCGUCUUCGGCAAACAGUUCCAUCUUUUCUGAUCAGGACAAAAGUGCAGGCAGUAGUUUUACUACUGAUUGCAGUGGGCCGUUAGUUGACCAGAACAAGAUGGCCUACAGCUUGUCUUAUUAUCCAUAUUAUAAUGCCCAGUCAACACCAACCCCAAAACAGCAAACGGGAGAAUACUCGGAUGUUCAUGAAGAGUUCCAAUUUCUUAAAGAGGCAAACCAGAGAGUUGAAAAAGAGUUGCUGGAGCAUAAGCAGAUGUUGGUCAAUAUUCAGCAACAGUUUGCACGUAUGACGAACUCUUCCAGGGAAUCUGGGAUUCGAAUUCCAUAUGAAUUAUUACCAUUUACGGAUGGAUCCUCUCCAACCUGUGUAUCUUUGCCCUUGCUCCGCAAUAUUUUUGAUGUCUUCAAAUGCACAAAUGUGGAGAUGGAAAGUAUUAUGAAGCGGUAUGGACUUAACGUUGACUUUCAAGGUACCUCUAAGGAUGAAAUAAGAAAGCAAAAUACCAUAAGAUUAGCUAAAUUUAUUGGUUGCACGCACGCCGAAUUUUAUUGGAAUAAUCUAGUUUGA